This is a messenger RNA of Penicillium daleae, 2235 nucleotides long. Its product is annotated as alpha-galactosidase. The record is from RefSeq and is a predicted model, not a curated record. The transcript has 3 exons. Lineage: Eukaryota; Fungi; Ascomycota; Eurotiomycetes; Eurotiales; Aspergillaceae. Gene Ontology annotation, molecular function: alpha-galactosidase activity. Gene Ontology annotation, biological process: carbohydrate catabolic process. Bases 1 to 2235 code for a protein of 744 amino acids.
AUGCAAAAAACGAUCGCGACCGCGAGCUUGAUAGCCCUGUUCGGCUCAACGUCGACAGUGGCAGCUCAAGGCUCUUCUUCAAAUGCGGUUGUCGUGGAUGGCACCACCUUUGCCCUCAAUGGUGACAACUUUUCGUACCGUUUUCAUGUUCAUAACGAGACCGGUGAUCUUUGGUCAGACCACUUCGGUGCCAGCGUGACAGGAGACAUUCCCUUUGAGAAUGUACCCGCGGUGAACGGCUGGGUUGGGAUGCCUGGUCGAGUCCGUCGGGAGUUUCCUGACCAAGGUCGAGGCGACUUCCGUAUUCCUGCCAUUCGCAUCCGGCAGUCUAAAGGCUAUACGGUCUCUGACCUACAGUACCAAUCGUACGAUGUGAUUCAGGGCAAGCCGGAACUGCCAGGACUACCUGCCACCUUCGGUACAGACAAAGAUGUGACCACCUUGGUCGUUCAUCUUUAUGAUAACUAUAGUGCUGUGGCAGCGGAUUUGUCGUAUUCCGUAUUCCCCAAGUACGACGCAAUCGUCCGCAGUGUGAACGUCACAAAUAAAGGCGAAGGAAAUAUUACGAUCGAAGCGCUGGCCAGCAUGAGUGUCGAUUUCCCUUAUCAAGAUUUGGACAUGAUCAGCUUGAGGGGCGACUGGGCCUGGGAAGCCCACCGUGAACGGCGGAGAGUGGAGUACGGAAUGCAAGGCUUCGGUAGCUCUACAGGAUACUCGUCGCACCUUCACAACCCUUUCCUUGCGCUCGUGGAUCCAACUGCCACUGAAUCCAGUGGCGAGGCCUGGGGGUUCUCGCUAGUGUAUACCGGUUCGUUCUCAGUUGAUGUGGAAAAAGGCUCCCAGGGAUUCACCCGUGCUCUCCUUGGACUCAAUCCGAAUCAACUCUCAUGGAACCUCGGGCCAGGCGAAACACUGACGACGCCAGAAUGUGCCUCUGUCUAUUCCAAGAAUGGCGUGGGUGGCAUGUCUCGUUUGUUCCACGGACUGUAUCGAAACCAUCUUAUCAAGAGCAAAUUCGCUAUGAAAGAUCGCCCCGUACUUCUCAACAGCUGGGAAGGUCUUGGUUUCAACUACAACGAAAGCACUAUCUAUAAUCUUGCUCAAGAAUCGGCGGACUUAGGGAUCAAACUCUUUGUGCUGGAUGAUGGAUGGUUCGGUGACAAGUAUCCUCGUCUGUCUGAUAAUGCCGGUCUAGGAGACUGGGUACCUAAUCCUGACCGGUUUCCCGACGGCCUGGAUCAGGCAGUCACCAGCAUCACGGCUUUGAAAGCUGCAAACGCCUCGACAAACUUGCGCUUUGGUCUUUGGUUUGAGCCCGAGAUGGUCAAUCCUAAUUCCAGCCUCUAUCGCGAGCACCCUGACUGGGCCCUUCAUGCGGGAGCCUACCCUCGCACGGAACGACGCAAUCAGCUAGUUUUGAAUGUAGCCCUUCCCCAGGUGCAAGACUUUAUCAUCAAGUCAGUGUCGAACAUUCUCAGCAGCGCUGAUAUAACCUAUGUCAAGUGGGACAACAAUCGAGGUAUGCACGAAAUGCCCUCGCCGUCCACCGACCACGAGUAUAUGCUGGGAGUGUAUCGAGUAUUCAACAACUUGACUACUCAAUUCCCCGAUGUCCUAUGGGAAGGCUGCGCUUCUGGAGGUGGUCGCUUUGAUCCUGGUGUACUUCAGUACUUCCCCCAGAUUUGGACCUCUGAUGAUACCGAUGCUGUUGAGCGCAUCACCAUUCAGAUGGGAACAUCACUCGUAUAUCCCCCAAGCGCGAUGGGUGCUCACUUGUCUGCUGUCCCGAACCAACAGACUGGUAGGUCCUUACCUGUUGCGUUCCGCGGGCACGUCGCUAUGAUGGGAGGUUCAUUCGGCUUGGAACUGGACCCUGCGGAAAUCCCCGAAGACGACAAGGCUGCUCUCCCUGAUCUCAUCGUACUCGCUGAGAAGGUCAACCCUAUCAUCUUGACCGGAGAUAUGUACCGAUUGAGUCUGCCGGAAGACUCAAACUGGCCCGCCGUUCAGUUCAUCUCUCAGGAUGCGUCACAGGCCGUGCUUUUCUACUUCCAGAUUAAUCCCAACAUCAACCAUGCGCUUCCCUGGAUCAAGCUGCAAGGACUGGAUGCCACUGCUAUGUACAGCAUCGACGGUAACGCUACCUAUUCGGGGUCGGCUUUGAUGAAUGUUGGUUUGCAGUUUGUGUUUGACACAGAUUAUGGUAGUCAAGUGGUCUUCCUUGAGAAGCAGUGA